This is a messenger RNA of Striga hermonthica, 1011 nucleotides long. NCBI's taxonomy places the organism in Eukaryota, Viridiplantae, Streptophyta, Magnoliopsida, Lamiales, Orobanchaceae. The record is from the annotation of a GenBank genome assembly.
AUGUCCUCUUCUCCCCUCCCUUCUCGUCUCCUACCUCUCCCUGCCAAACCGCCGCCGUCGCCGGCCACCUGCACCGCGUUCCUUCGCCUGCUGCCGCCGGACCGGCCUUUCGGAGCCUCCACCAGAGCGUCCCGGUUCAAGUGCUCCGCCGGGGGGUCCGGCUUUUUCACCAAGCUCGGCCGGUUAAUAAAGGAGAAAGCCAAGAGCGACGUGGAGAAGAUAUUUUCUGGGUUCUCCAAGACUAGAGACAAUUUAGCCGUUAUCGAUGAGCUUCUGCUCUAUUGGAACCUCUCCGACACCGACCGGGUUUUAGAUGAGCUGGAAGAGGAUGCCUUGAAGAGGAGUAUAUUGAAUUUGUUAACAGCAAAAGGACUUAAAACUGAGUUGAAGCUGGGUUUCAAGAAACCGGCUGUUAUCAUGAUUGUUGGUGUCAAUGGAGGUGGUAAGACUACAUCUCUUGGUGAGUCCAUCCAGGGGUUGAUGAAAUCUGUAUUGCUGGCUGCAGGGGACACAUUUAGAGCAGCCGCAAGUGAUCAAUUAGAGAUAUGGGCGGAAAGAACAGGUUGUGAGAUUGUUGUGGCUGAAAAAGAAAAUGCAAAAGCAUCAUCAGUAGUUCUUUCACAGGCCGUGAAACGGGGAAAAGAACAAGGUUUUGAUGUUGUUUUAUGCGACACGUCUGGACGUUUGCACACUAAUUACAGCCUUAUGGAAGAACUGAUUGCAUGCAAGAAAGCUGUCGGGAAAGUUGUCUCUGGCGCACCCAAUGAAAUCUUGCAAGUGUUGGACGGAACAACUGGGUUGAACAUGCUCACUCAGGCAAGGGAAUUCAAUGAUGUUGUUGGCGUGACUGGUUUGAUUUUGACGAAGCUAGACGGAUCUGCCAGAGGUGGAUGUGUGGUAAGUGUAGUCGACGAGCUCGGUAUUCCCGUGAAGUUUGUGGGUGUUGGAGAAGGAGUGGAGGAUCUCCAACCGUUUGAUGCCGAGGCUUUUGUAAAUGCAAUAUUUCCAUGA